This is a messenger RNA of Hymenoscyphus albidus, 1431 nucleotides long. Lineage: Eukaryota; Fungi; Ascomycota; Leotiomycetes; Helotiales; Helotiaceae. The record is from the annotation of a GenBank genome assembly.
AUGCGGCCACGCCCAACUCCAACCUUUUCUACCACACCGACCUUCACAACCUCCAAACGUUCAGCGUGCAACCGUUGCAGAGCGCAGAAGCUACGCUGUCCGCCUAGGGAGAAGGGCGAACAAGCUUGCGAACGGUGUAUACGACUGGGCGCCCAGUGCGUAACAGGCUAUUCGAAUAUAUCUACAAAGGGCGGUGGUCAGGUAGCAAAGAAACAGAGCCAGGGAGGCACGACUUCCAACCGUCCUGCUCCCGCGAAGUUGGAUCUUGGGCAAAGUCUGGGGCCCGAGACAGUCCAGGUUCCAUUGACAAUAUCAUCUCCGUUUUUUCCAUCAACUACGAGUACCGAUAACGAUCCGGCGACUUGGUCUUGGGCUGGAAAUGGUCAAGCUCAUUUCUCGCCUGUCGGGCCCUCAGACACCUUGCCAUUCUCUUUCCCAGAUGGCAAUUUAGAUUUGUGGGCGAAUGCGCUGAGCUAUCUUGGUAGUGCCAAUUUUGGAGAGGGCGAGGGAAAUCUUUCUGGCGAUCUCGAAGAUAUGGGUGGGCUUUCGUUUCCAGAGGAGGAACAGUCAAGAAAUGCUUGUAAACCCUUCGAGGUUAAACAACCACCAUCACCAUCAAACACGUCACAUACACUUGAAACUGAUCAACGGCUCUCUACUCUUGGUUUAGACCUUUCAAUACGAUUACAGCAAUGCGUCGUGGCCAACAGUCGACCUUGGGAUUCCACAAAUGGGGAUAGUUCAUGUUCAUCUUCCCUUCAAAGACGUUCGUCGGCAGCUACGACUGAAGGAACGGAUGCCAUGGCUACGGAUCCAAACGAGAUUGGUUCAACAAACUGCAUCUCCUUUGGUCACGCUCUGCGCAAUACAUCGGAGUUCGUCGCCAUCAUUCAAUCUUACGGUGCCGGGCGCAGCACCCCUCAAAGUCCAAAUUCAAGCCCAUCCUUGGGUGUAAUUGCCACCCUUAAUGUUCUGUCCGUAUAUCUCCAGGUCAUUGCAAUCUACGACCAUCUUCUCGGACGGCUUCACGAACAAUUAUACAACUCAACCAGCCAAGCAGGAUUUAAUGCCGAAUCCUUCCCCGCAUUGCAGACACUUCCCGGGCUCCAAUUGGCCGGGUUAUCGGUAAUUGAAGGGAACUUGCAAACCAAGAUUUUGAUCCAAGCCAUUUUGCAUCAGCUCGAGACGAUCGAGAAUCUUCUCGGCCUUCCAGCCGAAUUUCGCGUGGCCGAUCGACAAGAUGUGCAUACCAAGGGAUUGUUGGAUGAUGAAAGAGCGAGAAUUUUGAUGAAAGCUGCGAUGACGGAAGGGCGAUAUGGGACCCAGGUCGCUAUGGAUGAUCCACAGGAAGGAAGCGAGCUGGGAGCAUUGGCCUCCUUGAAGAGGAAUAUCCAGAAUAUUAGACAAUUUCUGGCUGCCGGUACUCUCUAG